Dibothriocephalus latus is the source of this 243-nucleotide messenger RNA. The record is from the annotation of a GenBank genome assembly. NCBI's taxonomy places the organism in Eukaryota, Metazoa, Platyhelminthes, Cestoda, Diphyllobothriidea, Diphyllobothriidae.
AAUGCUGAACUCCAGUCCGCCGCGGCUGCCUGUAUCAGCAACAUCCGCCGACUUGCGCUGGCCACUGAGAAGGUGCUUCAAGAGAGACGUGUCAAGGCGCAGGCUGAGUACAUGAAGCAACUGACCCAACAACACCAGCAACUGGACGCUGGUGGCAAACAGGGCGGCGAUGAAGAGGAGGAAGAGGAGGAGGAGGAAGAAGAGGAGGAUACUGUAGGAAGCACCGUUCAGGCUGCGGCGUAG